Messenger RNA from Gaeumannomyces tritici R3-111a-1, 1278 nucleotides. RefSeq lists its product as hypothetical. The record is from RefSeq and is a predicted model, not a curated record. Lineage: Eukaryota; Fungi; Ascomycota; Sordariomycetes; Magnaporthales; Magnaporthaceae. Gene Ontology annotation, biological process: protein folding; chaperone-mediated protein complex assembly. Gene Ontology annotation, cellular component: nucleus; cytosol. The transcript has 5 exons. Gene Ontology annotation, molecular function: Hsp90 protein binding; protein-folding chaperone binding. The coding region runs from base 302 to 925 and encodes 207 amino acids.
CUUUGCGUUUCUCAGAGCUUCCAUCCACAACUGGUCUGUGGGCAAGCAAGGCAAAUGCGUGCAGCCUCAUGCUGCCGAAUAAAUCGCGGCCCUCUCUCGCUCACGCCAGUUGGCAACCUGCUUGUACUGGGCAUACCCAUCUAGCCUUACCACUCGCGCACUCUCCUCUAUCAGCCAAUCUCGUCCCUCACUCCCACGGAAACAAGAUUGCUAUCAGACUUUGGCGCGCAAAUAAUAAGCUUGCGUGGCAACAACAACGAAAACAUAUUCGCAAUCGCUUUCUCCCGACACACCCGCCAACAUGUCGAACGACGUUCUGACUCCUGAGGUCCUCUGGGCCCAGCGCUCCUCCAAGGCCGACCCGACCAAGAACUUUGUCUACCUGACUAUCUCAGUCCCUGACGUCCCCCCCGCAAACCUGAAGCUCGAGCUCAAGCCGCAGGGCCUGUCUUUCACGGGCCGCUCCGAUACGCUGAAGAAGACGUACCACCUCGAGCUCGAGUUCUACGCCGAGAUCGACGUCGACGAGAGCAAGACACACCACACCCCCAAGAACGUCGAGCUCAAGCUGCGCAAGAAGGAGCUCAAUGACGAGUACUGGCCGCGCCUGCUCAAAGACUCCAUGAAAGUUCAUUUCCUCAAGACCGACUUCGACAAGUGGGUUGAUGAGGACGAGCAGAACGAGGCUGCUGAGGAGGACUUCUCCAACUUUGGCGGCGGCGGCGGCGGUAUGGGAGGCAUGCCAGGCAUGGGUGGCAACGACUUCGGAGGUAUCGACUUCUCCAAGCUCGGUGGCGGCGGUAUGGAUAUGCCCGAAGGCGACGAAGAAGAGGAGGAGGAGAGCGACGAGGAUAUGCCCCCGCUUGAGAAGGUGGACGAGAAUGAGUCCAAGGACGCGGCGAGCGACAAGCCGGCUGCCGCUUGAGGAGAUGGGGUGUCAUGUCCCGGAUAAGCUCCCUCAUCUUCGUCAUUUGCCCCAUCGGCGGGCGAGUGUCGCACUCACGGACGUCAUGAUCACGGGUUGGACCGAAAAAAGAAACUCUGUCGGCUCGCGACUUCGAGGCUGACUGCGCCGUAAGGCGAGCCGAGCCUUCCUUUUUUCAUUCUUCUUGUCUUCUUUUAGUCCCUUGGUCUAUACCCUAGUGCAACAGGACUCCGUGGCGGAGAUCAUGAUACGAAGUAGGACGAGGCCAAGAUAACGAACAUAAUCAACCAUGCUAAAUUGGUCAGAGAGGGUGGGUGGGCCAAGGCUCACGCAGUGACGACAUCGCAUGGAAG